Molecule: messenger RNA, 1325 nt
Organism: Cuscuta campestris
Lineage: Eukaryota; Viridiplantae; Streptophyta; Magnoliopsida; Solanales; Convolvulaceae
Source: the annotation of a GenBank genome assembly
GUUGAAAUCAUAAUUCAAUAUGGUAUCAGAGCCUAUUGAUCCGUCUCUUCCUUCUCGAUAAAAAAAAAAAAUCGGCCCAGCCGAUCGGCCACCGCCGCCGAUCUCCGCCGAUCUUCCCCACGCCGCCGAUCUCCACCGAUCGGCCAUGGCUGCUCAAACUUCUGAUCCCAUGGAUCGACUGCCUACGGGCUUGAAAUUAUUUGUCCGGAAUCUUCAAUCUCUAACUCCGGUCAAACUAGAUGAUACAAAUUAUCCCUCUUGGUCUGCUACGGUUCGCGCAAACCUCGUCGCUCAUCGUCUCCUCGGAUAUGUUGAUGGUUCAGAAGUGCCUCCUUCACCCCUUAUUUUGGACGAGAAAGCUGCUGCCCCUGGCAAGGAUGCACCGCCAGUUAUGAAACCCAAUCCUGCUUAUGACUCAUGGGUUCUUGUUGAUGCUCAAAUCUGGGCCUGUCUUCUCGCUAUUGUUUCUCCAACUGUUCAGACGCAUAUUCAUGCUCUUCCAUCAUCUGCUGCAAUUUGGAAUCACCUCGAACAACGAUACAAUUCUCUUUCACGUACUCAUAUUUUUCAAUUGAAGGAGCGUCUACAUAGCAUUCAAAAGGGCACUGAUUCCAUGCAAACAUACCUGGACACUGUUCUCACUAUUGUCUCAUCUCUGAAAUUGGCUCAUGAGGACAUCUCUGAACAAGAUAUUAUCCUGUGUGUGCUUCGCGGCCUCCCUACGGAUUAUGCCUCGCUCAAACAAAAUAUUCGUACCAAUAUUGCAACCGUCACUUUCAAUCAAAUCUUCACCAUGCAUUAUUCACCAAUUCAGGACGAGAUACUGGCCGGGGUCGUGGCCGAGGAGGGCCCUCCCGCGGCAGCAGCUACAGUGGCAGAGGAGGCCGGCUGCCUUCCUACCGCGAGGAACCGCGAGGUCGCGGUGGUGGACGUGGGGCCGGCAUCACAUGUCAACUGUGUGGUAAGACCGGUCAUGCGGUCUGGAAUUGUUGGCACCGCUACGAUGAAUCUUACUCCGGUCCUCCACAGGCAUACUACACCAAUCAAUCUGCUGAAACCAAUCCGAACUGGCAUCUGGAUACUGGAGCGAACACCCAUGUGACGUCUGAUUUUUCUCGGCUGCAUACUUCUUCACCUUAUCAUGGCACCAAUUCUAUCACAACUGCGGGAGGUAAUACUUAUCCUAUUGACCAUACAGGCUCAGGUAUACUCACCACUCCAAACCAUACCUUUACAUUAACCAAUCUCCUUCAUUCCCCUCAUAUUAACUCUCACCUUUUAUCUGUUCAUCAAUUUACCAAAGAUAAUAACUGUUCCCUACUUUU